Molecule: messenger RNA, 1620 nt
Organism: Fonsecaea erecta
Lineage: Eukaryota; Fungi; Ascomycota; Eurotiomycetes; Chaetothyriales; Herpotrichiellaceae
Exons: 1
Coding region: 1-1620 (539 amino acids)
Source: RefSeq, a predicted model, not a curated record
AUGCCGAGGUCUGCCGACCUGCUUGAGAGUCUCCGAAGCCGUGCCAGUGUUUUGCUACACGAGUUUCAGUUAUAUCAGGCCUACCUCAAGACGCGAGCGAAACAACACCAAGUCGAAAUUAGAGCAUUCAAACGAGGAAUCGAGUCGGAGGUGAAGAUCUUGGAAAGAAUAGCACUCCUGUUCGCAACUUCCGAUCGCAACUCCCAGAGUAUUCUCAAUAAUCCAAUCGAGCAGGAUGAGGAGAGUCCACAGCUACACUCCCUGAGAAGCUCUAACUUGCCCUUUUAUGAAGCUGUUUGGAACACCGCGAAAUCAUGCCGUCACAUUACUGCGCUGGGGAAGAAAAUGCACUUUACAGGAAAGUACAGCGCGGCAAGUGAGAAAAAUCGGGAGGAGAAUUUGGUGAGCUGGACAGACGUUUCGAGGGAUGUGCAGAAGAAAGAGACUCUAGUGGACGUCAUUGCUGACAAUGGAUUGCAAUGGAUAAAAAUCUCGACCUUGACGGAGAAACGGCUCCUGUUCGAGAUGGCCAAGGAAGGCUGGGAAAAGUAUGGAGACUUUGGUGGAGAUAGCGAUGUGGAAGACGGACACAUCCCUGAGACUGACAGCGAUGCCAUGAGGACAAAUAAACUUGAACUUGUGCGGCUUGCUGAAGAUUUGAAGAUCGCAGCCCAGGAAGUCAGAGUUCAAUUUCGGCACCCACGGAUUCGAUUUGUCCUGCCAAACAUUCGCGAAGGGAUUAUCCCUGAUGUGGAUGCCUUUCUCGCCGACUUACGCGCGACUGGUGCUGUUGUCGAAUGCAAUGCGGACGUGUGCUCGUUCGGUGAGGAUCGUCAGCUUGAUCUCGUCAAUAUGAUGCCCACUGCGCCAACUGUCCCUUUGACCAGCACUAUCAACAUCGAUUGUACGAUACUAUUGGCAUUGGUCUCUGACAUAUCACAUUUCCCGAAGCACCAACUGUUGUCAACCUCUGGACAAAAAACCGAAACUUAUCACAAAGCAAUUGUGAACCAAAUCGAAUGCGAAGCAUCCUCACCGAUGCUCCCUGGCGAUAUCUAUCCGCUCCUUGUCACGCGAGACCUAGAAUGUACUGUGCACGCUGCUCAGCGAAUGCGAGAGAUAGUUCAGUGCAUGGGGACAUCGAGCGAGUUGAGCCGCGCCGAGAUCCUCCUGGGCGAAGGACGAUACACAGAUCAACCGGCCUCGACCCUGCGGCGGGUCUUUAGUGAACUAUCAAUGCAUGCUGUCCCGACAGAGAUACAAUUCCCAGUCAAAGUGGUCGAUUUCGAUGUGCAUUCCCUCUUUGGCUCAGAGACCACCUCACUGGCGCUGGAUGUUGAAUCAAGCAAAUCAUUCCCUGCCUCUGUCGCUUCCCGUGUGAAGGACAGGCUGCGGCUUACUCCUAUCAACGCCUCAGUAUUCUUUUAUGGCUGGAUCGGCCAGAUUGUAACACUAACAAGCAAUCGCACGGUGGCCAACGAGCUUCUCAAGACCAUCAACGACAUCCUGGAUUGGGAUGAGUCGCAAGGGCAAGGCUGUAAGGGCGACACGGACUUCCUGGGACCACUCAUACGUUGUGAGACGGCGAGAAGCUUGAUAGGAAAGACCAAAUUCAGGUGA